CUCCUCAGUCCUCCAUCCACCUUCAAUUCCUCACUAAUCACCCAACAAACAAUGUCCGGUGAAUCUCUCCCCAUCGCGCCCGCCGCCUUCGCCGAAGCCAUCAAGGAGCUCACCCUCCCCGUUCUCUACGCCAAGGUCUCCGAGAUCCGCAACUCCAUCGCCCACCUGCACCGUUCCAACCUGGAGUUGAGGACCUUCGUGAACGAGUCAUGCGAGACCGAGUCGGACAAGCGGGAACUCGAAGGCUACAUCGUGGAGAAUGAAGGGGUUCUGGUCUCCAUGACGGAAAGGAUCGCCCUGCUCAAGGCCGAGGUUGAAGCCCGCGGGCAACAGUGGAUCGAACUGGAGGAGGAUGAGGGCGAAGGCCAGGGUCAGGACCAGGACCAGGGUCAUGAUCAGCAUCAAAGGGAGGGUCAGGCAUCAGCCGUCAAUGGGGCUGCGGCCCCCGCAGCCUCCGAGACUCCUGCCGACUCUCAAGCGGACCAAGAUGAGGAAGGUGUCUACCUUUGAUGAGGAUCGUUGUCGCCAUUCCUUACUAUGGAGGCUGAGGAUACAAGGGCCUGCGUUUUACCUACGCCACCAUACCUACUGCCACCCCGGAUGACCGAUGAGGCAUUGGGACUUGGGUACCUUGAGCUGUUGACCGACACGCCGUGGACACGACGUCGCAAUCGAUUCGGAAUGCCUAUCGCCUAAUACCCCAUCAAAUCUCCGACGCACCCCAUCCCCUCCAAAUUGGCCGCAUGAUCAUCCACCCCGCGCAUGCUGGUGGGGCUGCGCCUCAUGCUACAUUACUGGCUGGGACAGGUUUCCAUGGUCUGUGGUUCAUAGUCUCAAUUAGGCUGAUCAGUGUCAUCUCCACAUCAGGCUAGUGCCAGGAAUCUCAAAAGAAAAGAACAGAAAACAAAAGUCCCGUCCGGCCCCGAUGCACCCGGUUAAUCUAGGCUAAUACAGCGGCGUAGUAGGUGGGGGUUGCAGCAGGACAAGCGA
Messenger RNA from Aspergillus heteromorphus CBS 117.55, 990 nucleotides. RefSeq lists its product as uncharacterized. NCBI's taxonomy places the organism in Eukaryota, Fungi, Ascomycota, Eurotiomycetes, Eurotiales, Aspergillaceae. Gene Ontology annotation, biological process: proteasome regulatory particle assembly. Gene Ontology annotation, molecular function: protein-macromolecule adaptor activity. Bases 52 to 510 code for a protein of 152 amino acids. The transcript has a single exon. The record is from RefSeq and is a predicted model, not a curated record.